UAAAGGGGCACUUUGCCACUUCAUAAUCUCAUCCCCCAGAAUUUUUACCACAAUCAUGUCUAUCCCAACGACUGAAAUCAUUAUUUUCGAGACUUCGGAGGAGUUUCGUAAGGACCCCUCAAUUUUGAGCCCUGGAUUCGACAUAGUUUCAAAGGUUGAUGGUGCCCAGAUGCCCGUCUACUGUGGGUUGCAGAUCGAGAACCCAACUACAGGCUAUCUUUUCCUCAACUGGGAUAGCUUGGCGCACCAUCAGGCGUUGAUUGAGUCCCCCUCGUACGGCUCUCUACUCGAAACUCUGAAACCCGCCUUUGGGGGCCCGAUGAAGAUGUACCAUGUCAUUUUCAAUGACCAUCCCAUCGCAUUCAAGCAGCCUGUCACGGAAGUCCUCCGCAUCACGCUCAAAGAUCCCAGCCAUCGUGCAGAGGUGUCUGAUAUCCUCAGUAAGAUCUCGGAUAUGACCAAGAAGAUGCUCGUGUUUGGGCCUACGCUGGAGAAUGAGAAUGAGAUCAUUCUUGUUGGCGGCUGGGAGAGCGUCGAGGUAGGCGUUGAUAUAAUCAUGAUUUGGGACGUACUGAUGCUGUUGUUGACCUCCAGGCUCAUUGGGAGACGGUUGCCAAUCCUGAACCGAAAGCUGCGGUCCAACGGCUAUUUGUUCUUGCCAACAAAGAACAUCUAUUCCACACUGCCUUGAGCCCCUACGCAGGAAACUAGCGUUUGACAGUUGCAGUCACCAAGGUCGAAUCCAAAGCAUUUGUAUAUUAGCUUGUAUAUUAUAAGCUUCUGCACCACAGAGCCCACAUGAUGGAACCCAGAGGAAUCUGAAACAACCAAAGUACGGCUUGACUGU
Messenger RNA from Suillus clintonianus, 847 nucleotides. RefSeq lists its product as uncharacterized. NCBI's taxonomy places the organism in Eukaryota, Fungi, Basidiomycota, Agaricomycetes, Boletales, Suillaceae. The record is from RefSeq and is a predicted model, not a curated record. The coding region runs from base 56 to 691 and encodes 211 amino acids. The transcript is spliced from 3 exons.